Molecule: messenger RNA, 1402 nt
Organism: Impatiens glandulifera
Lineage: Eukaryota; Viridiplantae; Streptophyta; Magnoliopsida; Ericales; Balsaminaceae
Product: thylakoid membrane protein TERC, chloroplastic
Exons: 14
Coding region: 115-1260 (381 amino acids)
Cellular component (GO): membrane
Source: RefSeq, a predicted model, not a curated record
UAACCCGGCAAAUGAAAACCUGUAACGUAGAUAAGAUGUCAAUGGAGCGAGAUAGAACAGUUUGAGAAAGCAAGAAGAAGAAUUCAAGGUUCAAUUUAUCUCACCGCCUCAAUCAUGGGAUUAGCUUCUGUGGUUCACAAUGGUUGCAGGUUACCAAUCAAAUUCGAUUCAAUCUUAGCAAACCCACCACGUCGAGCUCCAGACUGGGUAAAGGUUCAGUUUUCUUUUGGUCGUGUUGUUCCUUCUUAUACAGUUUGCUUGCUGCAUCGUCAGCUUCGUUGCAGACCUCUUGCCUGCUCCAGAGAAACCGAACUUGACGAAGGCUUGUCAAACACAGGAGAAACAAAUCCCAGAUCUCAGCCAGAUAAUAGAAUUAAAAACAUUGAUUCUUCUCAGAGUACUCACAAGCAAGAUCUAGUGGAAAAACAGGACAAUCCUAAUCAUUUUACAUCUUCUGCCAAAACUGUUGCAUUUUGGGUGGGCGCAGCAGUUGUGUUUGGGAUCGGUGUGGGUGCAAAAGAGGGAGUUGGCAAGGCGUCUGAGUUUUUUGCUGGAUACUUAUUGGAACAGAGCUUGUCCGUAGACAAUCUAUUUCUCUUCGUGUUGAUAUUCAAAUACUUCAAAGUACCGCUUAUGUAUCAGAAUCGGGUGCUCUCAUAUGGUAUUGCUGGUGCUGUAGUAUUUCGUUUAUCUUUGAUACUUCUUGGAACCGCCACCCUUCAGAGGUUCGAGGCAGUCAAUCUCUUCCUGGCUGCAAUACUUUUGUAUUCAUCAUUCAAGCUAUUUUCCAGUGAAGGAGAUGAUGGUGAUGAUCUAUCUGACAACUUUAUAGUGAAGACAUGUCAGAGGUUUAUUCCUAUCACUACAACUUAUGAUGGAGAUCGAUUCUUAACAGUUCAAGAUGGCCUAUUGAAAGCUACACCCUUAUUACUGACUCUGGCUGUUAUCGAGCUCAGUGACAUUGCAUUUGCUGUCGACUCUAUACCUGCUGUUUUUGGUGUCACACGAGACCCUUUCAUAGUUUUCUCAUCCAAUAUUUUUGCCAUCUUAGGUUUAAGGUCUCUUUUCACUCUUAUUUCAGAGGGCAUGUCUGACUUAGAGUAUCUGCAGCCUUCUAUAGCUCUUGUUCUCGGCUUUAUUGGGUCGAAGAUGAUCUUGGAUUUUUUUGGUUAUCAUGUAUCAACCGAGGCAUCGCUUUGUUUGGUAGCUACGACGCUUGGUGGUGGAGUUCUGUUGAGCUUAAUGAAAAAAUCUGAAUAAAAUGAAGAGCCUCCAAAAAGAAAAAAUGAAUAUGUUGGUUAGCAACUCAUUUGAUGAUGUCUUAGAAAGUUGUGAACCUUCCUAAUCAAUUGUGUAUUGUAUUUUGCAAGCCAUGGUUUUAAUAAAUAUUUGUCAAAGUAAA